AAGUGAGUCAGCUAACAAAAACAGAAACUAAUAAGGAAGGAAGGUAAAGUCACUGAAGAAAAAGAAAAGAAAAAGUAAACGCCACUCACUCAGAGCUUCACUAGAAAAGUGAAGUAAUUUGGUGUUUUUUGAAUCAAUCUUUCUUCAAAGUUUUGUUCUUUGUUUAACCUUCUUCCUCCACAUGGGUCGUCUUCUUCUCUUUCUCAUUAUCUUUAGCUUCCUUGUAUUUUCUUUCUUCUCAGAGGUACAAUCAGCGUCGUUCAAGAUUGUGAACAAGUGCCGCUACACGAUAUGGCCAGGAUUACUCUCCGGCGCCACCUCUCCGCCGCUACCCACCACCGGAUUCGCCCUCAAUAGCGGCAAUUCAAAGACCAUUAACAUCCCGAAAUCUUGGUCGGGUCGGAUAUGGGCACGGACCCUCUGCGGCCAAGACCCUGACGGAAAGUUCUCUUGCGUCACCGCCGACUGUGGCUCCGGCAAAGUAGAGUGCGCCGGCGGCGCCAAACCGCCCGCCACAUUGGCGGAGUUCACCCUGAACGGCGCCGACGGGUUGGACUUCUACGACGUGAGUUUGGUCGACGGUUACAACCUUCCGAUGCUGAUCGUGGCCAAGGGUGGCACCAGGGGCGGAUGCAGCGCCACCGGCUGUCUGGUUGACCUUAACGGCGGAUGUCCUGCGGAUCUCAGGGUGGCGCGUGCGAAUGGUAGCCGUGGUAGCGUCGCGUGCAGGAGCGCGUGCGAAGCUUUUGGUGAUCCCCGGUAUUGCUGCAGCGAGGCGUACUCCACGCCCGACACGUGUAGCCCUUCUGUUUAUUCCCAGUUCUUCAAACAUGCUUGCCCACGCGCGUAUAGCUACGCGUAUGAUGACAAGACCAGCACAUACACGUGUGCCUCGGCUAACUACUUGAUCAUAUUUUGUCCCUUACCCUACACGAGUCAAAAAUUGCUGGGAGCAAAGAAAGAUGGCGCACUGCUUCCUCUGGUAAAUAAAACUAUGAUGUACUUAUCAAGGCUACAAUCUGGCGGUUCUUCAUCAAAAGGUCUGAUCCAAAUGCAGAGUGUAACUAAUUUUGCCACUGUGGCAGUGAUAUUUUUCCUGUUCUGCUCUCUUUGACAUCCUUUAUGGCUUACCUUUGCAUGGAUACUUCAGGUAGAUAGCAACAAGAAACCUAGCUGGUUUUUAAUGUAGCCGUGUAAGCUCUUUAUGUUUUCUCCCUUCUGACUAUUUUUAACUUUAAACUAUCAAAUGGCUGCUCUGCUGAUUCUACUCAUCAUGCAGGACAUGAAGGAUAUCAUAUAGGAAAUACUGUAAAAAAAAAAUGGUUGUUGUUGUCUCUUUUUUUUCCCCCUUUAAAACACGUCAACACUUCAAUAGUUGAUCUCUGGCGAUCCAACAAUUCUGGUUUUAACAACAGAGAGGAAGUACCAAUUUGCAAAAUAUUCUGGAGUCAAGAUUUUGCAAAUUAUGAGAGGCUCUAUAAUAGGAUUCGUUACAUGAGGCUACAGUGUGUACAUGAGAUAGUUUUAUGGAGUGAUGUUUCGUGCACAAUUAUUGGAUUCAAUAUGCACAAAUGGAUACAUAUUAAAUUUA
This is a messenger RNA of Gastrolobium bilobum, 1591 nucleotides long. Its product is annotated as thaumatin-like protein 1b. Lineage: Eukaryota; Viridiplantae; Streptophyta; Magnoliopsida; Fabales; Fabaceae. Gene Ontology annotation, biological process: defense response. The transcript has 3 exons. The coding region runs from base 182 to 1114 and encodes 310 amino acids. Gene Ontology annotation, cellular component: extracellular region. The record is from RefSeq and is a predicted model, not a curated record.